UUCGGUUUGUUCAAAACUACAGCGUAUGCUGAAUGCUCCAUAAAAGACACGAGCAUUAUCAAUAUAUGUACAUAUAUUGUACACGGAGCGGACUAAAAGCGCCAUAUUAUCACAAACGAUUGCUCGGGCUAUAUUAAAUUAGUGCAGAUGUAGCCAAAACAAAAAAUGAGAUAUAUAUAAGCUGACAGGCGGAGUUUUAUAUAAUUAUGCACAUUCAAGAAAUUGAUAGGCCUUAUUACUUCCAGUAAAUAAGUGUGGAUAUUUAUUAAAGGCAUUCUAUGUACACAUUAGAAUGAAUAAAGUAAGUAGAAUAUGUAUAUUAAGACAUUGCUUUCUUGAAUUCAUUCAAUAAAUUUAACAUUACAAGUCGUCUUAAAUAAAAAUAACUCCAUCGCCAAACAACUAAUCGGAAAGAAUGUCCGUUAUUUCAGUUUUUCAUCCGCUGUGAAUACUUUGAACGUCGCUAUUUUCUUAUUGUGAAUGCGAGAAGUGGAAUAAAUUCUCUGUUAUUGAUUUGCUGUCAGCGCACUGAAUGCUGUUGUAUACCCUUAGGCGUAACUAAUCAACAUCAUCAGCUUUCACAGCAUCGCACAAUACACUUUUCGAAUAAUUUGUUUUUAUAGAAAAACUACUCUAACUAUUAUUAUUAAAUUAAAGUAUAUAUUAAGUGAAUUAGAUAAUUUUUAAAAUAUAAGAAGUUUUUCAUUAAUAACUAGAGAAUAUUGAAAGAAAAAUGUCGCAUUACCAAAGCGUACCUGAAGCAGGAGACGAUUUGGACAACGAAUCCGUGGAAGUGUUGCGUGCACGUUUAAACGACAUGAAACGGUUGAUGAGUGAACGCACUGCCCAAAUACAACAGAAUCCGGCCACUACGGAGCAAAUAUGGAGCACUAAACGACAAGCCGCUACCGGAAUUAUCGAUGGCAAUUUUCUAAGUUUUGCUUUUGGAGGAGCUUUAAUGGUUAUCGUUUCGGUUUCUGUAUACGCAUUUUACAAUUUAUAUCACGCAAUAUUGAAGAAGUUCCCCUCACAUCAUGAAGAACUCUAGAAUAUUGCAUUUAAUUUAGCCCUACGAGAAAAGGGAGUCAAAGUUUCACACACACAUAUGCAUUUCAUAUUGGCGCAUACAACACAUAUGCAUGAUUAUGUUGAGCAAAUGGCAUUAUGACAUAGUGUGUGUUCUCUCCUUUCGAAACUUAAAGCGGAUGUAAACACAUGAAUAAUGCGUUAGAAUAACUGAAUUUAUAUUUGCGAAAAAAGCAUUGUACCACAUCAUUUUACGAAAAUCAUUAAUAGUAUAAUUGAAUUUGAAAUA
Messenger RNA from Zeugodacus cucurbitae (melon fly), 1315 nucleotides. RefSeq lists its product as uncharacterized. Lineage: Eukaryota; Metazoa; Arthropoda; Insecta; Diptera; Tephritidae. The record is from RefSeq and is a predicted model, not a curated record. The transcript is spliced from 2 exons. Bases 734 to 1048 code for a protein of 104 amino acids.